This is a messenger RNA of Trichomycterus rosablanca, 1224 nucleotides long. It is a transcript of the gene gsx2, whose product is annotated as GS homeobox 2. Lineage: Eukaryota; Metazoa; Chordata; Actinopteri; Siluriformes; Trichomycteridae. Bases 30 to 731 code for a protein of 233 amino acids. Gene Ontology annotation, biological process: regulation of DNA-templated transcription. Gene Ontology annotation, molecular function: sequence-specific double-stranded DNA binding; DNA-binding transcription factor activity, RNA polymerase II-specific. The transcript is spliced from 2 exons. The record is from RefSeq and is a predicted model, not a curated record. Gene Ontology annotation, cellular component: nucleus.
UCGUAUUCUGCCCAGAAUCACAAGAAAUCAUGUCCAGGUCUUUUUACGUUGACUCUCUGAUCGUCAAGGACACGGCGAGAACGGAGCAUACGGCGCAGGACUUCUUUAUCCCUAUCAGCAUGCACACCCCAGGUGUGAUGGGUGUCCCCGCGCCCGUGUGUCCAUCCCGGAAAAGCGGCACCUUUUGCGUAUGUCCGCUGUGUGUCGCCUCACAUGUGCACUCUCCCCGGGCUGGCCUGCCGCUCCUGAAGGCUCCAGGAUUCCCAAGCGCAGAUGCAUCAUACUGCCAACGACUUACUCAGCAACACAACUCCGCACUGGCGCAUCCGGGGCAUGCUGUCUGCACACCCCCCACCUACAGCGUCACUGACCCGCGGAGGUACCACUGUCUGUCCAUAGGUGCGUCAGACAACGGUCACGGUCACAACGGCAAGCGCAUGCGCACGGCCUUCACUAGCACACAGCUCCUGGAACUUGAGCGUGAGUUCUCCUCCAACAUGUACCUGUCGCGCCUGCGCAGGAUCGAGAUCGCCACCUACCUCAACUUGUCAGAGAAACAGGUGAAGAUCUGGUUCCAGAACCGGCGCGUCAAACACAAGAAGGAGGGCAAAGGGUCGCAGCGGAGUUUGCACUCGGGCUGCAAGUGUUCUGGAAGCCAUGCACCCUACCCACGAUCAGAGGAUGAGGAAUCCCUGUCUCCAGCCUCAACCAUGGAGGAAAAAGAUCUUUAGACCGCUUAACAGCAAGAGAGACUAAUACAUUCUUAAUGAUCACGAUAUAGAACUGUAACUAGCACUUAGUCUUCCGAAAUUCGGUGUUUUCAGAAGACAGUACAUAGAUGUAGUGGUUGUUCACUAUCCUCUCUUAAAACGUACAGCAAGUGUAAGACUCCCCAGUGUGAUGUAAAUACCCAAUUUGUUAAAAUAAUUCUCACAGUAUUAGUGUCCAUCUGGACUUAUGGUCUGCAUUCAACAGUGAGGAGCUGUUUGGGUUUACUACAAUAGUGCUGCUUUUUUUGUGUAUAUUCCAUGUGUGAAACAACCUGACAGUCCUUCAAUCCAUAGAUGUAAUACAUUUUUAUUCCAUUUGCGCAGUCUAUUGCGCGCUGUAAAUAGUCAGUGGGGUUUUAAGCCUGUGUUGUAUGAAUGAAAAGUUGUGAUUAUUUUGUUUACACGGAUGUUAAUAAUAAGCAAAAUGUGUAUUUAUUUAAAUAAAACACAGGUA